AUGUCGGGGAUAGCGAUCGUGGGGGCCGGUAUGGCUGGGGCUGCCGCUGCUUCUGCGCUGAUGGCUGGAGCGACGAAGAGAGCUGAAGCUCCAACAUGCCUGGGCAGCUCGUCUGCGCCAUGCGUGCCCUCGUGUUGGAUCUUAGAAGCCGGCGCUAUGGCGUCAUGCGCCCCGUUCACAGUGAACGAGACGGAGGGAGAGAGGGGAUGGUCAAGUAAGUUUCCUCCUCCUGGAGCUACCGGGCGAUGCGGGAGACACAUGUGGCCUGCGACAGAUGCGACGGAUGGACGAGGAGAGUUCGAGAUGAACGCGGUCGAGGAGAUCCGUCAGUACGUUCGUUCUCGCGGACUUGAGGCUUGCUGCCUGGACUUUCCAGGAAGCAUAGAGCUAGCGAUAGACGAAGAGGAGCUUGAGCUCAUCAGGAGUGGACAUGGCGAGUUCUGGGACGAGGAGAAAGUCACGGAGGUGCUGGGGUGCCGCCCUGGAAGUUUCCGAGGGGGGAUGUUUCAUGCAGGAGGCGGGAAAGUGUCGCCGCUGGUGCUGCGAGAUGCUCUGCUUCAGGAUGCCAUCGACAGAGGAGCGAGACUUUUAUCGUCCUGUGUCGUUGAGAGGAUAGAGGAGAAGGACGAUCGCGUAGUGCUCCACACGUGCAUGAAGACGAUCGAGGUGGAAAAGGUGAUCGUAUGCAGCAACGCCUGGAUUCCUCAGAUCCUCUCGGAGUAUGAGAGCAUCAUCAGACCGACAUGCGAUGUUGUCCUCAUGACAAGACCUCUGCCCCCAGCCUGGAAGUUCGGCUUCACUGCAGGCGAUGACCAGUGGUACGGGAUGCAGAUGCAGGACGGGAGAAUAUUUCUCGGGGGAGCAUCAAGGGAAUGCGAAUGUUUGAGCUUGGAAAGUGAACGAAACGUAAACGAAGAUGCCAGCAGACAGCUCAGAGACUUCAUGAGCAAAUUUCCCUUCCUGUCCGAAAGUGACAUCGAGGCCGAAUGGACAGGACCCCCUGAUCUGCCUCAGCCGUGA
Messenger RNA from Guillardia theta CCMP2712, 1020 nucleotides. RefSeq lists its product as hypothetical. The transcript has 4 exons. NCBI's taxonomy places the organism in Eukaryota, Cryptophyceae, Pyrenomonadales, Geminigeraceae. Gene Ontology annotation, cellular component: cytoplasm. The coding region runs from base 1 to 1020 and encodes 339 amino acids. The record is from RefSeq and is a predicted model, not a curated record. Gene Ontology annotation, molecular function: oxidoreductase activity.